AUGGCUAACACUACUUUCAACCUGCCCGACGUCAUUCCGGAGGCGUUGAGAACGAGGGACAUGGCCGACUGGAACGAUGCUCAGAACGUCCUGAACUGGCUGGACAAUUACUGGGGCGACGCAAUCCGAUACCGUGGACGAAUCGAGCUGGCGGCGCGGGGAAAGUUUGAGGAAAAAUUACGUCAAGAACUGAGAGAGUCCUCGAAGUUCUUGAACGAGAUGAACGGCCGUCGAAAGAGGGACCCCACCUACGGGGUUGUUUUCCCUCUGAACGUCUCGGUGGUGAUGACUACGAGGGGCCAUCUGCAAAUAGGGGAUGUGGCCGGCGUGAUAAAGGUCAAAUCUGACGCACGGGUGCAACCGGCGCCGGCAGUCGCCUUCGACAAGCCAUGGUGGCAUGAUCCCCCAUACAUGCCGGCGACUGCCCCACCUGAAGACGUCGACAUGGAUGGUCCUGCCGCCGAGCAACCGGCGCCUGAGAAAUCCACCUUGGAUGCAGCCCACCAACUCUCCGGCACCACAGAUGCCACCAAGACCCCUGUGGCUGCCGAGGGUCGGCCCCCGACUGGCAAACACACUCCUACACUCGCCGACGCUAUCAAUCAGGCACGCGACGACACGCCGGCUGAACCUGCCCCGCCCAAGCCGAGCACUCGUUCGAAGGGCAAAGGCAAAGAUCAGCAGUCUGGUCAGGAGACGUCUGUCAACGAAGACAUGCCCGAGAAAGACCCUCGGCAGAAGGUGAAGCGCAAGACCAAGGACAGUGUCGCCGGCAGUGGUGACGAGCAGCCGACGACAAAGCGGAAGUCAAAGAAAGCAAAGACUGCCGGGGCCACCGUGGAGCAGAUGAUCGCACAGACCCUCGAUCACUCCAAUGCUGAGGCCGAGGCGGUGUUGAGCAAGUCCGUCAUUCAACGGGCCAAUGUCCCUCCUGAGGAGGAAGAUGCGAAUCUUUCGGUCGAGGACGUCCAGCGCCGGAACCUUCAGGUCACCCGAGGCCUCAUGGAGGCCCUCAAGCAUGUCGGCUACGCCGAGCAUGCGACCCUGAUCCGCCUGAAGGGGAUCGAGGAAGCCAUCCGGCAUUUGGCCCAAGAUCAAGCAAGUCUUCGUUCCGACCUCGCCUCCGGCCAGCUGAAGCAAAGCAAGAUCUGGAUCGCGCCCGGCGAACGCGGGAUGGGUAAGCUGUUUAAGAUGAAGUUCGGCCUUUCUAAUCCUUAUCAUCAACCACCAUCGGGUUCAGCAGCAGAUUCCUCCAAGCAGCCGGAAGCCGGUGGCAGUCGUGGACCUGCCUUUGGUGAUCUCGAUGCCGACAAUGCGUCUGAGGCGGCCGGGGACGAGUAG
This is a messenger RNA of Coniophora puteana RWD-64-598 SS2, 1341 nucleotides long. RefSeq lists its product as uncharacterized. Bases 1 to 1341 code for a protein of 446 amino acids. The transcript has 9 exons. The record is from RefSeq and is a predicted model, not a curated record. NCBI's taxonomy places the organism in Eukaryota, Fungi, Basidiomycota, Agaricomycetes, Boletales, Coniophoraceae.